CCUACAGCUCCAAGGUAGUAAGCUACAACUUAUACACUACAACAUUGAACAGAGUCGUCAAACGUCUUUGUAAAGCGCCUUUCUCAUUUUCUGCACACAUAGCCAUAGUAAUGCUCAAGCACCAAUAACGCAGAUGCUGAUACCCUAACAAACCAAUCCUUUCAUCCUAUCCUAUCCCGACGAAACAAACAAGCAAACACACCCCCUAUCCCAUCCCUAUACCCAUCGCCACCAUGGCGUCCGACAAAUUCGACUACAUCAAAUCCCAAUACCUCGUCGCGGACCCCAAGCCCUCCAAGAAGCGGAAGCGCAAGCAGAAAGACGACAGCAGCAGCAACCAGGCCGGCCUCAUAAUCGCCGACGACGACGAGACAGGGUGGAUGCGGGCGAAGUCAAACCAGAACGACGACGACGACGACACCGCCAUGGUAGCUGGGACGAGCGCCGAGUUCCGCAAGGCGAAGAAGUCUGCGUGGAAGGUGUUAGGAGGAGGAGGAGGGGGACUCACCACAUCGGCAUCUCUCGCCCAAGACCAGCAGCAACAGCAAAACAAAGACGACGAAGCCGCAGACGCAAUAAUAGCUUCGGCGGCGGCCGAAACCGCAGAAGCAGGCAACGACAACGACGCGCCCGCCAUAAUGAUGUCCGACGGGACCUACGCCGGGCUCCAAACGGCCGCCACCGUGUCCGCGCAGCUCGAAGCGCGGCGGCGCGCCGAACGGGCCGAGUACGAGCGCGCCUCGGGCGGAAGAAACAAAAAGCACGCAGCAGAAGAGGAAGAGACGAUCUACCGGGACGCGACGGGGCGGCGCGUGGACGUGAGCAUGAAGCGGGCCGAGCUCCGGCGCGAGGCGCAGGAGGCCGCCGCGAAGGAAGCAGCCAAGGUCGAGGCGCUGCGCGGCGACGUGCAGGUCGAGGCCGCGCGGAGCCGCCGCGAGGCGCUCGAGGACGCGAAGGUCAUGCCGGUUGCGAGGCACGCGGACGACGCGGAGCUGAAUCGGGAGAUGAGGGAGAAGGUUAGGUGGGGGGAUACGAUGGCGAGGUUUGUUGAGCCGCGUGUAGCAACAGAGGUGGUAGGGGCGAAGAAGAAGAAAGGAGGGAUAAAGGGAAAACCGGUGUACAAGGGUGCGUGGACGCCGAACCGGUACGGGAUCCGGCCGGGGUAUAGGUGGGAUGGCGUGGACAGGAGUAAUGGGUUUGAGGGGGAGAGGUUCAAGGCGAUCAACCGGCGCGAGAGGAAUAAGGGGUUGGAGUAUGCGUGGCAGAUGGAUGAGUAGGUAGGCAGCUACUACAAGGCUACGUACGAUUACACUAGCCUAGAUAGCUUCCUACAUUAGAUACCCUAGGCGUAGAGUAUGAGAGGCACAUGGGGGCCUUUUCAAGAAUGUGAAUUACUACCAUAUUUGACUGUUAA
This is a messenger RNA of Hypoxylon fragiforme, 1414 nucleotides long. Its product is annotated as Pre-mRNA-splicing factor of RES complex-domain-containing protein. The transcript has a single exon. Gene Ontology annotation, biological process: mRNA splicing, via spliceosome. Bases 234 to 1277 code for a protein of 347 amino acids. NCBI's taxonomy places the organism in Eukaryota, Fungi, Ascomycota, Sordariomycetes, Xylariales, Hypoxylaceae. The record is from RefSeq and is a predicted model, not a curated record. Gene Ontology annotation, cellular component: U2-type spliceosomal complex; RES complex. Gene Ontology annotation, molecular function: RNA binding.